AUGGUGAAAUCAGUUGUGGUGCUUAUAGGAGGUGGACAUGCUGCCGGAAAGAAGACCACGGCCCAGUUGCUUAAACAGGAAAUCGAAACCACUCUUUCCAAGGCUAGACAUGAUGUCCAAUUGAUAGACAUGAAUUUAUACAAGGACACCCAUCCCAACAAGACUAUUGACUCCAGCACCUACCUGACCUCAAAGUCAGCAGCCAUAACAGUGAGUAAUGGAUUGCAAAAGUAUCCUCCUCUUAAGCCUUCUCGUUUUGAUUUCGAAAAGCUCAAACUGGAUUUGCUCAAAUUUGAAGACACUCCAGAUGAGAGUCCACAGAAGAUAUUCAUAGUCCAUGGCCUUUAUUCGCUUUACGACAAGGAAUUGCGUCUGAUGUCGCAGAUAAAGGUGUUCAUAGAUAGCGAUCCUGAUACCAGACUCAUUCGUUGGAUCAGAAGAGAUGUUCUAGGUGUCGGUUUGCCUGAGGAUUCAGACAAAGCGUCUUUGGAAAGUGUUAUCAAUGCGUAUCUACAAGGAGCUCGUGCAGAGAUGAGCGACUUUAUUUUCCCUACUAAAGAGUUUGCUGACGUUAUCAUGCCUCGUGGAGCUGAAGCUAAUGCUGUCAAGUUGAUUUUCGACGGCAUUGUUCCUCAUUUGGCUGAUAAGCAUUCCCAGCCUGAGAGAAUGUACUUGCCUCAUGCGUCUGGAAAUUACUUGAGACCAACAGGCAACAAUAGCGAUAUCUUUGAACAAGAGAAGUUCGAUGUCCAGAAGAACAAGUUCUACGAGUUGAACUAG
This is a messenger RNA of Scheffersomyces stipitis CBS 6054, 780 nucleotides long. RefSeq names its product putative uridine kinase (gene URK2). The record is from RefSeq and is a predicted model, not a curated record. The transcript has a single exon. NCBI's taxonomy places the organism in Eukaryota, Fungi, Ascomycota, Pichiomycetes, Serinales, Debaryomycetaceae. Gene Ontology annotation, molecular function: ATP binding; kinase activity. Bases 1 to 780 code for a protein of 259 amino acids. Gene Ontology annotation, cellular component: cytoplasm.